This is a messenger RNA of Westerdykella ornata, 2393 nucleotides long. RefSeq lists its product as uncharacterized. Gene Ontology annotation, molecular function: exonuclease activity; nucleic acid binding. The record is from RefSeq and is a predicted model, not a curated record. The coding region runs from base 417 to 2393 and encodes 658 amino acids. Gene Ontology annotation, cellular component: nucleus. NCBI's taxonomy places the organism in Eukaryota, Fungi, Ascomycota, Dothideomycetes, Pleosporales, Sporormiaceae. The transcript has 2 exons.
CAAUAGACGACCUCGCACUUUUCAUCCCUUCUCAGGUGGAAUUGGUUUCCGUGACUUACUUCCCUUGACGACUGAGAGAAUCAGAUGGGCUGGAGAAAAAGAUUUCUCUCCAGGCUUUAUUCGGACAUACCAAGCCCUCCUUCAACGCCGCAGUAAACCCUAGGCUAGGAUCAGAAAGACUACCUACUUGCCCUAAACGCGUCGCUCCGAGUAUACCAACAGUACGACGGAUUUCACGGUCCCUCCUCCAUGUCAUCUACCAGCUCCCUGGUCGCUUCUCUCUCACUCUCAGUGAGCCGCAAGGGACUUGCUCGGGCCGCGGACUUGGCAUUCUCUUGAAUCACCGAUUCUGGCAACUGAGCGAUUCCUUCCAGACAUCUUUCCGGCUCGCCCAACUCCAACCUUGGGAUUGAACCAUGUUUCCGUCGAUACCAAGCUUUCGGCCGUUCGGAGAUGUGGCCUGUCCCGCCGGGUCCAAAUGCCAACUCAUCCACUGCAUCUUCUCCCACGAGAAGAACAAACCACCUCCCAGCACAAAAGGAGCCAAUCCGGUAAAAUCAAAAACCAGCGAAAAUGCCACCAGGCCAGGUGUUCAGGGUAAACAACCCCCAACUGGAACUCCGCAACAUGUCUUUGUUGGCUCCAUCGCCCAGAGACAAGCAGUCUCGCCACCCAACAAAGGGACUGCAAGUCGCAUCGCACCUGCAGCAAAGGCCCCGGCAGCAGCAAGAGAUGGAAAAACAGGCCUCCCCGCAUCAGUGACACGGCCGGUCUCUCCCCCACCGAAGCUUGCAGACAAGAAGGCUGAGGUGAAACCUGAAGCCAGGGUGCUUCUGAAUCCCCGCCAGUUGCCAAAGGAACCGGCACAGUUUACGCGAAGACUUACCUACUUGAAGGUUCUGCACCAAUACAUGUCGCAACUCAAUAAACAGGUCUCUGAGAGUUCAGAACCAGACGUCAAAGCACUUGCCUUAUCAGAGAAUCAACUUAACAAACUGGCCGUCGAUGAAGAGCACGCCGUUGGAGCUAAGCAUCAUGCUGUAUACGAGAACAUCAUCAAGCAACGCAUCGUUACGCUGAAGAAGAUGAGCCUCGACGGAUGGAUCGCCGAGCGCAAAAAGGCCAUAGAAAGCCAGAACCCUGUCAGACCCGUUCCACCUGCGCCAAAACCGGUGGAAACGGGUCUGGAACCGAGAGCCGAAGUUUCUUUCCUAUCCCGGCUGGCGCAUACGCCUGCGCAACUGGAAGCGCACGGGUAUAUCAUGAAGAUGCCUUCGGAAGCCGAGCUUGAAGAGACCAAAAAUGCCCUAAUAUCUGCAGACCACUGGGAAGUCUGCGACCGCUGCGGAACGCGCUUCCAGGUAUUCCCGGACCGACGCAAAGAGGACGGCGCCCUCACUUCAGGGGGGAAAUGUGUGCAUCACUGGGGCAGAAAGACGUUUCCCCGUAAGAAGAAAGGCGAAGAGUCGAGAUGGACGUGCUGUAAUGAGCCCAUAGGCUCGCCCGGCUGCACCACUGCCGAUACACAUGUGUUCGUCAUCAAGGAGCAGCCGAAUCGGCUGGCGACGAUUAUGCCGUUCAUACGGACACCGGACAACCCCGACGUGGAUCCGGAUACGGUCAUUGAGGCGGAUUGCGAGAUGGGAUAUACGACGCACGGAUUAGAACUCCUGCGUCUCACUGCGCUAUCGUGGCCAUCCCACAAGCCGAUUCUCGAUGUAUUGGUACGCCCCAUAGGACAUAUACUAGACCUCAACACGCGCUUCUCCGGCGUCACAGCGGAGCAAUACUUCAACGCCAAACCCUACGACCCCAAAGACCCCACCAUCGACCCCAAAGACCUCCGCAUCGUCGACUCUCCGCAGGCAGCCCGCGACCUCUUUCUCUCGUACAUUGCGCCCAGCACCCCGCUCAUCGGCCACGCCCUCGACAACGACCUCAACGUCCUCCGCAUCAUCCACCCCACCGUCAUCGACACCGUCUGCCUCUUCCCCCACACGGGCGGCCUACCCUACCGGAACGGCCUCCGCUCGCUGGCGAAAACGCACCUGAACAUGACGAUCCAGCAAGCAGGGGCGGCGGGGCACAACAGCCACGAGGAUGCGAAGGCGGCGGGGGAAUUGGUCCGGUUCAAGGUUGCGGAGGAGUGGAAGAAGAUUCGGAGGGAUGGGUGGACGGUGCAUGAGAAUCGGUUUUUGCCGCCUUUGCCGGGGGAGAAGCGGAAGGUUAGGGACGAGGAGGAUGAGGAGGGGGAUGGGGAGGGGGAUAUGGCGAAGGAGCGGCGGACGAGCGGGGAGAGUUCGCGGUCGACGGCGAGGGCGGAGAGGGCGGUUUGGGAGAGGUGGGAUGUGGGGAAGGGGAGGUGGAUGGUGCUGCGGAGAGGGCGGUGUUAG